This is a messenger RNA of Scatophagus argus, 1822 nucleotides long. RefSeq names its product GDNF family receptor alpha like (gene gfral). The record is from RefSeq and is a predicted model, not a curated record. Lineage: Eukaryota; Metazoa; Chordata; Actinopteri; Scatophagidae. Gene Ontology annotation, cellular component: signaling receptor complex; external side of plasma membrane. The transcript has 9 exons. The coding region runs from base 58 to 1356 and encodes 432 amino acids. Gene Ontology annotation, molecular function: signaling receptor activity. Gene Ontology annotation, biological process: nervous system development.
GACAGAUCAGCUGCAGAAGAGCCACUGUUGUCCACUCACAGGUUUACAACAGCUAUCAUGCAACUGAUACAUAUGGAAGCUGCAGUCAUACUCGGGAUUGUUAUUCCUCAGAUAUUCAGCAUCAGCAUGUCAUCUUCACCUUCUGACUGUUCGGCUUCAGUGGAUACCUGCAUGUCAGAUUUAUGCAAGAGUGAACAGGCAUUAUACGGCGGCAUCUGUCGGGAUGAAGGGUGUCAAAUAAAAGGCUCAGAGGUCUGUAACAUGACCAUUCAGAUGGCACUGGAUCAAUUCCCAUCUCUGCAAGGGUGUGCGUGUGCCUGGCAGGAGGAGCUUUGUGACUCCAUACAAGUGCUGGCCACACAAUGCCAUGUAAAGCCAGGUGCAGUAUUCUCAGCCUUCUGUACGAUAAGCAUUUAUAGUUGUCCUGCUAAGAAUGGUUUUAUGAACAACAGACUGGCUUGGAGAAUCAUAUUUCCAUUGACUUUUGCAGCAGCUCAGCAGAAGAAGAGCACAGUCUUGGACUGGCAGUCAAGCUCUUUAAAAGGCUAUGUGUUCAGUGGUGCUGGGUCUUGCAUAGACCAAAUCACACUUUGUAUCAGUGAUGCAGUUUGCAACAGACACCUAGUGCCUGUUCUUCAGGCUUGUAUGGCAGAUCAGUGCAACCAUGGCCACUGUCAGCAAGCAACUCAGCAGUUCUAUGGCAGCAUGCCGCAUAAUGUGGCAGAGAUGCUGGUCAUGUGUGAGUGUGAGGCUUCAGAUCAGAGCUGUGUGCAUAUGAAAACUACUUUGCACAGCGGGACAUGUGAGAACAAGUCCUGGAUCUGCCAGGAUACAGUGAAACAGUGUGUUGAGGACAGUAACUGCAGAAACAUGUUAAAAACUUUCCGAACCAAAUGCUGGAGCUCUGAAGACGCACAAUGUGGCGACAGUGAACUCAGAGAAGAGGAAUGUUUCACCCAGAUGGAUCCAGCUCUCAUCCUUGGUGCAGAUUUUGAAUGUAAAACGGCCUUCUUGUCCACUUUGGGGACAACACUUCACUAUCCUUGCUCAUGCAAAGGAGUGAGCAAUGCUGAUCUACAGACGUGUAACAUGAUUCAUGAUGUACUUCAUAACAGAUCGCACUUCAUGACAUCGUGGAAAAGCAGCAGUGGUCCUUCUAAUCCUCCUGAAGUCAAUGAAUCUGAUCAAGGUCUCACAUGGUCACAUGAUUAUCUACUUUAUGCUUUUGCAGCUGUGCUGCUUGUGGGGGUUGCUAUAUUAAUGCCUCUGGCUGUUGUCAAUACAAUAUGGAUGUUGAGAAGGGAUAAAACAAAAUGUCAACACCCACAAAAAAGCAGCUGUGUUGUUAUUCUCUGAUGUUUACUCAUGUCAUCAAAAUUUAGUCCAUUGUGAGAUAGACAGUAAGAUGAUGUAUUUCAUUCUGUCUUUUGCGGUGAACCCAGAUCUUAGUAAGCAGAUGAAAAUGUCACAAUAAUCAGCCCUAAUAGCAGUGCUUUAUGAAAGAAAAACAAUUUUUUGAGCUGAUAAAAACAAUAUUUUUUAGAGUCAUGUAACACAUUCAAAAUGCUGUUGUGAUGAUCACAGACUCUGAAGAAAAAAGCUUAAGCUUUUAUUUUCUGCAAGAAACCUUUCUCUCUGCUUCUGGAUCAAUAAAAAGUCUUCAGUUCUCAUCUUUUCAUCUUUCUCACUGACUUGAGCUAUUAAUCUAUAUAAAAAAAUCUGUUCUGACUGACACAUUUGAAAUUGUUUGAUGUUAUCAAUUGUCUUUUUGGAUGAUUCACUGGUGCUCUAGGCUACUGCUGUAUUCGUAAUAAAGUUCACU